This is a messenger RNA of Octopus bimaculoides (California two-spot octopus), 2419 nucleotides long. RefSeq lists its product as uncharacterized. NCBI's taxonomy places the organism in Eukaryota, Metazoa, Mollusca, Cephalopoda, Octopoda, Octopodidae. Gene Ontology annotation, biological process: DNA repair. The record is from RefSeq and is a predicted model, not a curated record. Gene Ontology annotation, molecular function: protein binding; polynucleotide 3'-phosphatase activity; double-stranded DNA binding.
UCAUUUUUUAGGUAUUUUUUGUACUGAAAUUUAGUAUAAAAUUCUGAUUGUAAGUUGGCAACACUGGGGCGGUCAAAACUAUUUGAAGGCAAAACGUCAAUAGCAUUUCAUCACUAUUGCCUACUGCGCAUGCGUACAGGAUUUUAUACAAUGAAGUUUGACUCUUGUGAACUUGUAUGUCUCAAAGGAACUCACCGUCCCAUUCCUUUGCCACAUAGAGAGACCGUGAUAAUUGGACGAACGAAACAAACUCUUAUAUCCGACGCACGAUGUUCUCGAGAGCAACUGGAAAUUUGUGCAGAUUGGGAAAGUGGAGAAGUUCUAAUAAAACAGAUAGGCAGCAAUAAUUCUGCAGUUGAUGACAAAGAAUUGAAUAAAGGAGAAAUCACUCGAUUGCCUAAUAAUGCAACUCUUUAUAUUCUUACUGGUGAAUAUCCUCAUAUUGUUAAAAUUAAGCAUCACUACACUAAUAAAGUAACAGCUGGAUGUUCAGGCAAAAGGCAGCAUUCAGAUACUGACAAUGAGAAAUCUUCAGUACCAGCAAAAAAACCUAAACAUCACAAAGAAAUCCACAGCAGUAAGGACAAAGAAAGUAUUCCCACAAAAGUAAAAUCUACAAAGUCAAAAGAUCUAGAAAAUAAGCACAGAAGUGAUAAAGUAAAACGUAAAAUCCAAGUUAAUGAGGUGUCAAGUGUGCAGAACAAACCUGAAAAAAACAAACAUGAAUCUGAAUCUCUCCCAGCAAAUUCAGAGUCUUCUGAUAAGACAAAAACCGUCCCUCCUUGUCCAGCAUCCAAGUGGAGCCAAUUCAGUCAGUUAAUGAUAUUUACAAAAAGAGGAACUUACAGCCGAAAUAAGAUUGCUGGUUUUGAUUUAGAUGGAACAAUAAUUCGUACCCAGUCAGGAAAGGUAUUCCCUCAACAUUCCGGAGAUUGGAAAAUAAUCUUUCCACAAGUUAUCAGUAAAUUAAAAGAGUUAUUUCAAAACGGAUACAAAGUUGUUCUCUUCACUAAUCAACAUGGUGUGAAAACUGGUAAUGUAAAAAUGGAAGAAAUGAAAACCAAAAUUGAAAAUAUUGUUAAUAAACUUGAAAUUCCUAUACAGGUCUUUGUUGCAACUGGCACUGGUGUAUUCCGCAAGCCAGUAAAUGGAAUGUGGGUGUAUUUACAAGAUAAGGAAAACGAUAACAUUACGAUUGAUCACAUGAAAAGUUUUUAUGUUGGAGAUGCUGCUGGACGACCUGAUAAUUGGAAGCAUGGGAAAAAGAAAGAUUUUUCUUGUUCUGAUCGAUUGUUUGCCAUUAAUAUCAAUGUAAAGUUUUAUACACCAGAAGAAUAUUUUUUAUCAGCAGAAGUUGCACCUUUCAAUAUGCCUGAUUUUGACCCACGGAGACUUUUGGCAUCCACACCACUCACAAACCCACCUAAACCUUUAACACUCAAAAAGCAAGAGCUUAUUUUAUUGGUGGGAUAUCCUGCAGGUGGAAAAACUACUUUUGUAAAAACACAUCUUGAGCCUGCUCACUAUGUUCAUAUUAAUCGUGACAUACUUGGAAAUUGGAAAAAAUGUGUUGCUUUGUGUCGGCAGAAUUUAGAAAAUGGGAAGAGUGUUGUGGUAGACAACACAAAUCCUGAUAAGGAGUCACGUAAACGGUACAUAGAUGUUGCAAAGCAAUUGUCCAUUCCAUGUCGCUGUUUUCAUUUCGCAGUGUCUCUUAACCAUGCCCGACACAAUGAAAAGUAUCGUGUGAUGAUUUCUAAAAGCAAACCAGUUGCUGAUAUGGUAAUGCAUGCAUAUAGGAAACAUUUAGAAGUGCCUACAAUCAGCGAAGGUUUCCUUGAAAUAUUGAGUAUAAACUUUGUGCCCAAAUUCAGCUCGCCAAUGCAUGAGAAACUUUACACUUCAUUUCUCCUUGACCGAUAUUUUGAAGACAAGAACUGAGAAAUUUUAAGACAUACAGAUGGAUAGAAAGAGAAAGAGAGAGAGAGAGAGAGAGAGAGAGCAGUCAUGAAUGUCUGCCGAUCUCUUGUGAAUAAUCAUUAUAUUUUUCCAUUUCAGUAGUUUAUCAUCAUUACCACAUUUUCAUCAUCAUCAUCAUCAUCAUUAUUAUUAUUAUUAUUAUUAUUAUCAUUAUUAUUAUUAUCAUUAUUAUUAUUAAUGCUGUGAGCUGGCAGAAUGCUUAGCAGCAUUUCAUUUGUCUUUAUGUUUUGUGUUCAGAUUCCAAUGAGGUUGCCUUUGGCUUUCAUCCUUUUCAGGGUUGAUAAAAUAAGUAUCAGCUGAGUACUGGGGACCAAUGUAAUCAACUUAUCCCCUCCCCUGAAAUUACUGGCUUUGAGCCAAAGUUUGAAGCAUCACACAAUUUUUUUCUUUUUUUAUCAUCCAGUGAAGAUACUUCUCUCUUCAAUAAAUCUAAAACUGA